Molecule: messenger RNA, 288 nt
Organism: Colletotrichum lupini
Lineage: Eukaryota; Fungi; Ascomycota; Sordariomycetes; Glomerellales; Glomerellaceae
Exons: 2
Coding region: 1-288 (95 amino acids)
Source: RefSeq, a predicted model, not a curated record
AUGGCAGCGAAGCGGAAUGGCGAGCGCCAACGAUACUCCUUUUGUGGAUCCCGACAUUACGGUUACGGCGCUGCGGUUGCACCCAUCUCGGCCAUCUCAGACACUGGAACCUCGGACGUCGGCUCAAUGGAGCGAACCUGCCUGCCAUUGGCAGAUGAAUCGCCACGUCCGUCGGCCAUCGGUAGGGCCAAGCUGUCCAGCAACGAGAACACUGCAGCGUCCCUCGGAGCGCUGCCAGUGCAAGUGUACGCCAGCCAGGUUUCUGGGUGCUGCCGGGAUCUCACGUAA